Molecule: messenger RNA, 1160 nt
Organism: Solanum stenotomum
Lineage: Eukaryota; Viridiplantae; Streptophyta; Magnoliopsida; Solanales; Solanaceae
Product: agamous-like MADS-box protein MADS3
Exons: 8
Coding region: 209-979 (256 amino acids)
Biological process (GO): positive regulation of transcription by RNA polymerase II
Cellular component (GO): nucleus
Molecular function (GO): DNA-binding transcription factor activity, RNA polymerase II-specific; protein dimerization activity; RNA polymerase II cis-regulatory region sequence-specific DNA binding
Source: RefSeq, a predicted model, not a curated record
UUAUUAGGUUACCAUUUUGUUGCAAGAAGAGAUCCAAGAUUGAACCUUUUUGUUAGCUUCCACAUUUAUAAGGAAGAAGGGGAAUUAUGUAGUACACUUUUACACUUAUUGCUAACCCCACCUUACCUUGUUUCUCCUAUUCAUUACUGAUCAUAACAUAAAUAAUCUUCUUCAUAGAAUUAGCUAACUCUAGGAAUAGAAGAAAAAAAUGGGGAGAGGGAGAGUGGAACUAAAGAGAAUUGAGAACAAAAUCAACCGUCAAGUGACAUUUUCUAAGAGGAGGAAUGGUUUGUUGAAGAAAGCUUAUGAAUUAUCAGUGCUUUGUGAGGCUGAAGUUGCUCUCAUCAUCUUCUCUAGUCGUGGAAAGCUCUAUGAGUUUGGUAGUGCAGGUAUCACUAAAACCCUUGAGAGGUACCAACGUUGUUGCCUUAAUCCUCAAGACAAUUGUGGUGAAAGAGAAACACAGAGCUGGUACCAAGAGGUCUCUAAAUUAAAGGCCAAGUUUGAAGCCCUUCAACGAACUCAAAGGCACUUGCUUGGUGAAGAUCUUGGAGCAUUGAGUGUGAAGGAGUUGCAAAAUCUUGAAAAACAACUUGAAGGUGCACUUGCACAAGCUAGGCAAAGAAAGACACAAAUAAUGAUGGAACAGAUGGAGGAGCUUCGUAGAAAGGAGCGUCAUCUUGGUGAUGUGAACAAGCAGCUGAAGAUUAAGGUUUCUCUUGAACUAUCAACGUUUGAGGGUGAAGGACAAGGUGGAGUGAGAGGUGUUCCUUUUCCAUGGAGUACUUGUAAUGCAUCAUUAGAUGAAGCUGGAAGCAGCACCUUUCAUGUCCACCAUUCUCAAUCAAAUCAAAUGGACUAUGAUUUACCUGAUCCAGUUCUUCAAAUAGGGUAUCAUCAGUAUAUGGCUGCAGAUGGAGCCUCAGGGUCAAGGAGCAUGGCUGUUGAGAGUAACAUCAUUCAUGGCUGGGGUCUUUAAUUUCUAAUUCUAAUUAUUGAUAUACUAGUACAAGUUUUUUCCUUUAAGUUUUUCAGAUUAAAAACUAAGUGACGUAUAAUUAUGAUUUGAAAUGCUUGUUAUAUAGUAAUGUAUAAUUUUAGUAAGUGUUAUGUACACUACUCUUUUUAACUUUAUAAGUUUUUUCCAUUUUCUCACAAAA